This is a messenger RNA of Aspergillus homomorphus CBS 101889, 1380 nucleotides long. RefSeq names its product heterogeneous nuclear ribonucleoprotein HRP1. Gene Ontology annotation, molecular function: RNA binding. The record is from RefSeq and is a predicted model, not a curated record. The coding region runs from base 1 to 1380 and encodes 459 amino acids. The transcript has 4 exons. Lineage: Eukaryota; Fungi; Ascomycota; Eurotiomycetes; Eurotiales; Aspergillaceae.
AUGUUCAUUGGUGGCUUGAAUUGGGAGACUACGGAUCAGUCCCUGAAAGACUAUUUUUCUCAAUUUGGGGAGGUGCAAGAAUGCACCGUGAUGCGAGAUAGUGCUACUGGUCGCUCCAGAGGCUUUGGAUUCUUGACGUUCAGAGACCCAAAGACUGUCAACACCGUUAUGGUCAAGGAACAUUAUUUAGACGGCAAGAUUAUUGAUCCCAAGCGUGCAAUCCCGCGCGACGAGCAGGAGAAGACUAGUAAGAUCUUUGUGGGCGGCGUUAGUCAAGAGGCGAAUGAGCAUGAUUUCAGAGACUUCUUCACCCAGUUCGGACGUGUGAUCGAUGCCACUCUUAUGAUUGACAAGGAUACCGGCCGUCCCCGUGGUUUUGGAUUUGUGACCUUCGACAGUGAAGCGGCUGUCGAAGCAGCUCUCUCGCGUCCUUUGGAAAUUCUAGGUAAACCAAUUGAGGUCAAGAAAGCUCAGCCAAGAGGCAACUUGCGCGAUGAGGAAGACCGCCGAUUCCGUCGUGGCAGGGAGGGUUUUCGGGACGGAGGAGCAAUGGGGAGCGACAAUUCGCAGCAACAGGCCGGUGCUCAAGGCCAAGGCGGCAUGGCUGGUGGACUCACCCCUCAAAUGAUGGCACAGUAUUGGCAGAGGAUGCAGCAGUACUUUGCGUUGAUGCAACAGCAGAUGGCCGUUGCUGCCGCUCAGGGUCAAGGCAUGGGAGGAAUGGGCAUGGGCGGGAUGAAUCCAUCCAUGAUGCAACAGAUGCAGCAAAUGAAACAGAUGCAGCAAAUGCAAAUGGGUAAUAGCCAGGCACCGCAGGGAAGUCUAAGCCCUCCGUCACAAAGCUCGACCCCCCAGACGAUGGCACCGAACAUGAUGAAUCCCGCCAUGAUGCAGCAGAUGCAGCAGAUGCAACAGAUGCAAAAUCAAGGCCAGAGCAGCAACUCUGGGAGCAUGUCCGGCCAGAUGGUAGGGGGCGGCAACGGAAUGAACAUGGCCGCAGCCAACGCUAACGGCACUUACUCGGGCCAUCGGGGCGGACCUGGUUACAAUGCCCAAGAACAGAUUGCCUUUGAGCAGCAGAAGUACGAGCAGCAACAGGCACGCCGAGCCAUGGAGAACCGGGCUUUCUCUCCCUAUCAGCAGGGGGGACCGACUUCUUGGGAAGGUAUGUAUGAUGAAGUACCUCAGCCGAACAUUCCGACCGGGCCCCAGGCCAUGACCCGCGCGGGGAGCAUGGGACGCGGUCCAACUCCGCAACCUCAAAGCGCCGCCCCUGCCAAUGCUCCAACGGGUCCGAAGAAUGCCGGCAAGCCAGGUGCCAACUAUCGCGGUGGAGGCCGUGGAGGUCACCGUGGUUUCCACCCUUAUUCCCGAGGUUGA